Molecule: messenger RNA, 1167 nt
Organism: Cyprinodon tularosa
Lineage: Eukaryota; Metazoa; Chordata; Actinopteri; Cyprinodontiformes; Cyprinodontidae
Gene: ndufa4l2a
Product: NDUFA4 mitochondrial complex associated like 2a
Exons: 4
Coding region: 129-374 (81 amino acids)
Source: RefSeq, a predicted model, not a curated record
GUAGAGAGCAACAGGUCCAAAUCCUGCUUUGUGCACAGCCACCAGAAGCUUUUAGUUGGCCUAAACGGUUGACUUGGAAUAACUCUAUUUUAUCCUCACCUCGUAAAGCUCUGUAAACUUGAGCCCUCAUGUUUCGGGUAGUUGCAGAGCACGUCAAGCGGCACCCUGGGCUGAUCCCCCAGUUCUUCUUUAUCUGCCUUGGAAUGGGUGGAGCCUCCCUGUACCUCAUCCGGCUGGCCAGAGGACCACAUGUCACCUGGAACAAGACUGAUAAUCCUGAACCAUGGAAUAAUCUGGACCCCACAUACCAGUACAAGUUUGUUGCUAUUACCACUGACUAUAAGAACCUGAAGAAGGAAGGUCCAGACUUUUGAACCACACAGCAGAGUCAAGCAGGGGGAAAAAAUGAAAAUCCUGGAUUUCAAUAUCUGCUUUCCUCUCUAUAUUUUCUGACAUCAACACUGCAGGUUUUGGUGAACCGAGCACAAAAUCAAAAUGUAUAGAUGUGUGGUUUGAAAAAGCAGCUGACUGCUUGGUAAACCCAACAGGAAAUAUUUACAUAUGCUUAUUGAAAGAUAUUCCAAAAAGCACAGUGGAUGCCACAUUCAUGCACUUCUUAUGCUUAUGUAUUUUCCAUGCAAAAAACUGGGUUAUUUUUCAAGAAGUCUUAGUUUAAGAACAUGGCCUUGUUUUAGACAUUUUUUUCCACAACAAUUUUCACCACAAAACAUAUUAAAAAAAAUGCAUAAAAUUUUUUUUAAAAAUCACUCACAUAGCUCUUACUCCUUCAGCAUUUCAUCAUAAAUGUAAAUAGCAUGUAAAAAAUGUUGAGGACCAAAAGCACCAAAACUAGACAAGCAGCCUUGGUUUAAAAAAAUAUUGAUGUUUUCUGAACAUGAAAACAUUAGAUGUUCAUCUUACACCUUUGAUGUUUUUCCAUGUGUUUCCUACAGCAGCUUUUAUUUUUCUAGCCUCUUAUAGAACAGCUGCAGUGUAACCUGACAUCAAAGGUCCAAUCAUUGUGCGCUGCUGCUUGUAUUUCAUAACUGAGACGUGACCGUACGUUUAGCUGCCACUGAACUGAACAGUUAUCGGCUCAGUCAUGAAAGCAACAGCUGCAUUAAUUACAGUGUAUUCUUUCAAUAAAUAAACUGAUCUUUGUCUGCA